Molecule: messenger RNA, 1548 nt
Organism: Rhea pennata
Lineage: Eukaryota; Metazoa; Chordata; Aves; Rheiformes; Rheidae
Gene: DOC2B
Product: double C2 domain beta
Exons: 9
Coding region: 22-1230 (402 amino acids)
Biological process (GO): exocytosis; spontaneous neurotransmitter secretion; regulation of calcium ion-dependent exocytosis
Cellular component (GO): synapse; membrane
Source: RefSeq, a predicted model, not a curated record
UCGGCGCCCGCAGCCGCGUGCAUGACCCUCCGCAAAGGGGAGAAGACGCCCAUCAGCAUCCAGGAGCACAUGGCCAUCGACGUCUGCCCCGGCCCCAUCAAGCCCAUCAAGCAGAUCUCCGACUACUUCCCCCGCUUCCCCCGCGGGCUCCCCGCCGCCGUGGGCCGCAGCGGCGGUCUGCGCCCCGCCGCCGGCCCCGCCGAGCCGCCCCGCCGCCCGGCCGGCGACGGCGACGGCGGCGACGACGACGACGUGGACCGGCUCUUCGGCGCCUAUGGCGCGACGCCCGCCCCGCCGCCCGGCAGGUGCCCCGCCGCGCCGGAGGAGGCCGCCGACCCCGAGGGAUACGAGUCCGACGACUGCACGGCGCUGGGGACGCUGGACUUCAGCUUGCUCUACGACCGGGAGAACAACGCUCUGCACUGCACCAUCAGCAAAGCCAAGGGCCUGAAGCCCAUGGACCACAACGGGCUGGCCGACCCCUACGUCAAGCUGCACUUGCUUCCCGGAGCCAGCAAGGCCAACAAGCUGAGGACGAAGACGCUGCGCAACACGCUGAACCCCGCCUGGAACGAGACGCUCACCUACUACGGCAUCACCGACGAGGACAUGGUCCGCAAGACGCUGCGGAUCUCGGUGUGCGACGAGGACAAGUUCCGGCACAACGAGUUCAUCGGUGAGACCCGGAUCCCCCUCAAGAAGCUGAAGCCCAACCAGACCAAGAGCUUCAGCAUCUGCCUGGAGAAGCAGCUGCCGAUGGACAAGACGGAGGACAAGUCGCUGGAGGAGCGGGGCCGCAUCCUCAUCUCCCUCAAGUACAGCUCCCAGAAGCAGGGGCUGCUGGUGGGCAUCGUCCGCUGCGCCCACCUGGCCGCCAUGGACGCCAACGGCUACUCCGACCCCUAUGUCAAGACGUACCUGAAACCGGACGAGGACAAGAAAUCGAAGCAUAAGACAGCAGUGAAGAAGAAGACGCUAAACCCCGAGUUCAACGAGGAGUUCUGCUACGAGAUAAAGCACGGCGACCUGGCGAAGAAGACCUUGGAAGUCACCGUGUGGGAUUACGACAUCGGGAAGUCCAACGAUUUCAUAGGCGGCGUCGUGCUGGGCAUCAACGCCAAGGGCGAGCGCCUCAAGCACUGGUUCGACUGCCUGAAAAACAAGGACAAGAAAAUCGAGCGCUGGCACACGCUGACCAACGAGCUGCCGGGCGCCGUGCUCAGCGACUGAAGACCCCGCGGCAGGGACGUGCUCCGCCGGGGCGCCCCGCGGCGUUCCCAGGCUCUCCGUGCCCGUUUGCACGCACACACACAGGUGCAUGCGUGUGCAUGCACACGCAUGUGUGCGCAGCCAUGCAUGCACACGCGUGUCCGCACCCCCCGUGCCUGGACACUCAUGCAUGCACCGUGCACCUGCACACGCGCGCCCACACGCGCACACCAAGCCUGCAUGCACAAAAACUCCGACUUGUGUCCCGACUCUUGGCUGUACUGAACCGCCGUCUUGCUGCCUUGCAAUGAUUCAGUGGCAACAUGAAAUGCGCCCGUC